UUAGCAAAACGCAACAACACGAAGCGAAGCAACUCAAGACAACUCAAGUUUUUGAAGUUCGAAACGAAGCUUUGGGAGAGUGUGAUCUUUACAGAAAAUAGUGUAAUUACUUACGUACGAAAGUGCAAGUGUAGUUGGUUUGGAUUGAGGGAGAAAAGGUACACUUUGCCAGUGGUGUAGGGCGCAAAAAGAAAAGUUUUUAUCGUUCGUUGGAGGGAAAAAUAAAGAAAGUGACUGGAAAGUGAUUGGUGGUUGUUGGUAGAAAGACAAACAGAAAGGAAAACCGCCAGGCGGAAAACAGUAGUGGAAGUUUUUGAAGUUCGGACAAAGGAAACUAGUGAAUAUUUUACCGACACAACUUCCCGGCCAAGUGAGGAUCAGUUAACAGACAAUGGCGCACGGUACAAGAGUUACUUUUUGCGUGGCACUGAUGGCGACAACCUUGCUGUCACUUUGUUCCGGUUCCGCCAUUCCCAUGUGGGAAUACCUGAGUCGGAGUGAAAAGAUGUCACACCUGUACUCGAUGUUUGCCAAACAGGUCUCCAGCUAUUGCAAAGGCUCGCAAGAUAUGCCAACCAAUCUGUGCAAGCGGAAUUUGCUGAUGUACGGUAUCAACAAGCUGCAGGACAUGAACGAGUCCCACUUGGACUCGAUGGACCCCUACCAGCGGGAUGCCCAUGAUAUAAUCUGGGAUGCCAUGAUGGACGGCCACACUAAGAACGGCAAAAAGAAGAACCAACCAUCGACGGAGGCACCGGCUCAGAUUGUCAGCGAUCAGUACGAGCAUAAUCCACUGUUUGAUGAGCCCUCUUCGCAACAGAAUCGCAAGCAGGACUCGCAGUCUGUAAGUCAAUAUGGAUCCGAAUACGACUACAGCAAUGCUGCCUCGGCCCCGGAUGCACAAUACGCCGAACCACAGAACUAUCUACCCUUCAACGCUGGCCUUUCCCUUGAUCGGUAUCAGUACCAGGCGUCCGCUUCAAGCCACUUUGACAACCUAGCCCCGGUUGAACAAAACACAAACUUCCUGUCCGGUCCGAUGGUGGUACGUUUGCUGCCCGAUGGAACUCCGGUUGAUGGACCUCACCACAAGACCAUGCCGAAGGAUGAUGACAUCAAGGAAAUGACUAUCGGACAGGAAAAAAUGCCAACUUUCCAGCAGAUCUACACAAAUCUGAAGCACAACGAGGACGCCCACGAUCAUCAUGGUUUACCGGCGUCAACAACCGCAGCCCCACUCUCCGCUACCGGUUUCAUAAGCUCCUAUCGGACGCAGAGCAGGCUGCAGAAUUAAAUGCUUGGUUUCCGCCUGCUCGCCGGAGGCGGCGGCAUUCAUAGAAUACCCUUGAUUGUGAUUUUAAUUAAGUGUUCUAACAUUACGACUAAUGAAAACUACAGGACUCACGGUCACUCCGACAAAUCAGCGACCAGCGAACUAUGGGCCAAUUUUUC
Sabethes cyaneus is the source of this 1452-nucleotide messenger RNA. RefSeq names its product rhythmically expressed gene 5 protein (gene Reg-5). The record is from RefSeq and is a predicted model, not a curated record. Lineage: Eukaryota; Metazoa; Arthropoda; Insecta; Diptera; Culicidae. The transcript is spliced from 3 exons. Bases 392 to 1294 code for a protein of 300 amino acids.